This is a messenger RNA of Notodromas monacha, 1120 nucleotides long. NCBI's taxonomy places the organism in Eukaryota, Metazoa, Arthropoda, Ostracoda, Podocopida, Cyprididae. The record is from the annotation of a GenBank genome assembly.
GAAGACGAAAUUACAUGCAUGCAUGGAUACCGGCUUUUCGGACGGAUUCAUGCACUAUUUGUACGGCGUCAUUUGCAAGCGUCUCAAGCUGGAAGAAGAAGCCUUGAAAUCCUUCGAAAAUGCAGUCGAUCUUUUCCCAUUGAACUGGAGUGCCUGGCAGGAACUACUCUCAUUGACCACACACAAAUUAAUCCUAUCCAAGCUACGUCUGCCAGAUCAUUGGAUCAAAACCUUUUUCCUUGCCCAUGCAUUUCUGGAGCUUCAAGCGAUGGACGCCGCAUUGGAUGCUUGUCAAGCCCUUUUCGUCGCCGGUUUCCGACGCAGUCUUCAUGUGUGGACACUGGUCGCUGUUGCUCACAACAGCAACAGAGACUCCGAGGAGAGUUUGGAAGUUUUUCAGUUGAUCAGGAACAUUGAUCCAUAUAGACUAGAUUCGUUGGACGUGCUGUCCAAUUUGUUGUACACGAAUGAUGACAAGAAAGGACUGGAGCGACUGGCGCAGCAAGUCCUGGAGAUUGAUAGGUUCAAAGCGGAGACGUGUGUCAUAGUGGGGAACCAUUAUAGCUUGAGGGAAGCGUUUGAUAAAGCUGCGAUGUAUUUUCAUCGAGCGCUGAAGAUUAAUCCUGAGUGCUUGAGUGCCUGGACCCUUUUGGGGCACGUUUACAUGGAGAUGAAGCAGCAAAACGUGAACGCAGCCAUUCAGUGUUACCGGAGCGCAAUUGACGUGAAUCCCAGGGAUUACAGGUGGGCAGUUUUAUUGGACAAAUUGAAACGCAAGAAAGAAUCCGCAGAAGCGUUCCUCAAAUUCAUCAGCCUCGGUUGCGAGCAGGAUGGCUGCGAGGCCGAAUUUCUUCCGAUUGCUUACAAAUCCGUCGCCGAGUACAUGAUCGAGUCUGGCAAUUUAGUGGAUGCGCGGAAAUACCUCAAUUUAUUGUCCACGAGCAGCAAGAGGAAGGAAGUGCGUGAAGACUCGAAGGCCCUGGUUAAACGAUUUCGUGAAAUGAAGGCAGCUUUGGCUGCUUCUGGCGAAUCUUCAGCUUCCAUCGGAGAUGACGAACCGGAAAUCCCCGAUGAUGCUUGCGCUGACGUUGAAAUGGAGGUUGAAACUCCUACGCGCUGA